AUCCAAGGCUGGACCUCUACGCCCAUCCCCAACUUCACCUUGUCCGCCGCUGGCCUCCUCGUCCUCGCAGAUCUCAGCACCGUCGCGCAGCGCACCGCUCUCCGUGGCGGUUCGUCCUGGCUAGACAGCCUGCUGCUCGUCCCGGGGCUCCACUAUCAGCAGGCUGCAGACGAACUUGCCCGUGCCGAGGGCGCCGCACAGCUCAUUGCCGCGGAGGUCGGUGUGGAUGGUAAGGUUGUCACCCAUACCAUCGUGAACAGGGCAGUGGUGAACUACAUCCUGCAAGCGGCCCAGGAGGGGAAGACGGUGGUUCUGGACGUCGGCGAGAUCCCAGUGCGGUCGCGGAGCUGGGCAGCCCGAAGGAGGGAUGGGGGACGCGGUCAGAGGGGGAUGGUAUACAGCGGUCGUGGCGUCGAGGAGCCGGUGGCACAGGAGCUGACCUGGGCGGCCCAGCUGCUGUACCUAGCCAGCCCUGCGCUGACAUGUGUAGCCAUCGUGUUUGUGGUCUUGCUAGCGGACUGGUGGGCGCUGGGCCUGAUCCUCGCGCUGAUGUUAUCUCGCAUCCUGAACAUCGCCGUUAUUAAAGCCCGUUCGCGGCCCAAGCCCGUAGGCCUGCCGCCUCCGUUCACGCAACCCCCAGCCACCAGCAUGCAACCCCUUCCUCCGCCCAGGCCUACCCAGUACACCAUCACGCUGAAUCCCACCACCGCUGUGAUCUUGCGCGGCCUAGACGUGGACCUCUACGCCCUGACCACCACCGUCUGGCUUCGGCCCAAGACGCACGCCGAGGGCUACCUCGAGGCCGCCGCCAAGCUGCUCGUUUACCUGGUCGCCUCCGUCAGCGAGAACGCCACGCAGGCUGGGAACCUGGUCCUGCUCAUGCUCCUUCUCGCCAGCGCCGGCCUCCUGGCCCUCAGCAACGCUCGCGUCACUGGCCUGCGGAGCGGCGGC
Cryphonectria parasitica EP155 is the source of this 951-nucleotide messenger RNA. RefSeq lists its product as uncharacterized. The record is from RefSeq and is a predicted model, not a curated record. The transcript has 2 exons. The annotation marks the transcript as partial. NCBI's taxonomy places the organism in Eukaryota, Fungi, Ascomycota, Sordariomycetes, Diaporthales, Cryphonectriaceae.